CGCGCGCGAGGUUUUGCGCGACGCCUGCAACGGCUGAGCCCGGGAGCCGAGCGAGCCAGCGACGACGCCCAGGGCGCGGAGCCUCCGGGGGCGGCUUCACCGCGUUAGGGUCCCUUGAGGCGGCCGGGGCUCCUUCCCGUCCUGCCCGGAUCGCCGCCUGCGCCUCUCUGCCGCCUCCACCGCGGUGCCCGUCUCGCCAAGCAGCCGCGCCGCCAUGGGCAGCCACAGCUCCAAGGCCGCCAAGGGGGACGUGAUGGCCCAGGACGCCACCGGCGACGCCUCGCCCUCCAAGUCCAACGGCCAGGAAAACGGCCAUGUGAAAGUCAAUGGGGACAUGUCCCCUAAAGCCGACGGGGAGGUGAGCUCCCUGAAUGGCAGCAGCUCAGCAGAGGCCCCCAAGGAGCUUGCCAAGGCCGAGGCGGGCAGCGGAGAUGCCAUAGAGCCAGCCCCAGUGGCCGAGGGUGAAGCCAAACCGGAUGGAGCUGCUUCCGCCAGUGCUUCCAAACAGACCCCCAAGAAGAAGAAACGGUUCUCAUUCAAAAAAUCCUUCAAGCUGAGCGGCAUUUCCUUUCGGAAAGCCAAAAAGGAAGCUGGCGACGCAUCGGCUGCUUCCUCUCCCAGCGAGGAGCAGCAGGAGAAGGCCGGAGCAGCGGAGGCUGAGGACCAGUUGGCCACGGCUGCCACCGAGGAGGGGGAGGAGGCCAGUGCGCCCCAAGAGGCGGCAGCGGCCCCCGAGGAAACCCCUGCUACAGCCGCUGCUCCCGACAACGAACCGGUGGCCAAGCGGCAAGAUGGCAGCGAGGGUCCAGCAAAGGAGGGGGAACAGCCACCGCCACCUUCCAGCGAGAGUCAGGGGGAUGUAAAGCCAGAUGAGACCUCAACAUCUGCGGAGGUGGAGCCUAGUGCUGCGGCUGACGCUGCGGCUGCUGUCGCUGCUGAACAGAAAGAAGAAUAGAGCCUGGCUGCCUAUCACCUGCCCAUCCAAAAGAGACUUGUCUGUGCCAUCCUUCCAAUCCCAACAACCCCACGGAACUGCUGCCUUGACCACAUGCCACACAUGCCCGGCACACACACAGGCCUUCUGCAUUGAGCCGGAGCUUUGUCUCUCCACAGUGUCCUCCCCACACACACUGAAGGAAAAGAGAAAAAACUGACUUGGCCUAGGGGGCCCCUCCAACAGGAAUUCUAAAGCCCCUCUUAAAACUAUAUGGAGAGAUAACUGACCCUGGACAGAAACUGGAAUUUGCUCCAUUUGAGACUCCAGCUAUUAACACCAAGUUCUUUUUCCUCAGAUCUUCUGUUUCUACUUAUCUUCAAAAGCAGCUCUUCUUUUUCUCCAAAAAGUCCAACAAACCAGCAACAAAACGGAUAUUCUUGGUUUACAUUCCUGGUUCUGACUUCAUUUACAAAUAUUUUGUGCUUUUUAUAGAAACAACUGUUUAAAAAGCUAAUCUGGUUAGUUUUUUAUAAUGUCUUGCUCUUGGCUUUAAACCAUAAAGCGUAUAAGUCUGUUGUGUUUAACUUGACAUCAGAGGGAGAACUACUUUGGGUUUAUUUAGGGGUGGGGGAAACCCCUGGGGAGGGGGUGGGAGGGGGUUGAGGGCGAGGGCUGGCUGUAUGAUGUGACUUUAAAUUUUCGUUUCCUUGUCUUUGUAAAUAAUUUUUAAUGACCCUACUUCUGAUUUGCAGUUUUCUAACUCCUAAACAAAAGUAGUAUGGGUCUUAUUGUAACAUUUGAAAAGAAUAAAUGGUGACCCCUU
This is a messenger RNA of Notechis scutatus (mainland tiger snake), 1760 nucleotides long. RefSeq names its product MARCKS like 1 (gene MARCKSL1). The record is from RefSeq and is a predicted model, not a curated record. Gene Ontology annotation, molecular function: calmodulin binding; actin filament binding. Gene Ontology annotation, cellular component: cytoplasm; plasma membrane. Lineage: Eukaryota; Metazoa; Chordata; Lepidosauria; Squamata; Elapidae. Gene Ontology annotation, biological process: central nervous system development; actin filament organization.